This is a messenger RNA of Acanthaster planci (crown-of-thorns starfish), 3057 nucleotides long. RefSeq lists its product as uncharacterized. Gene Ontology annotation, biological process: heterophilic cell-cell adhesion; establishment or maintenance of epithelial cell apical/basal polarity. The record is from RefSeq and is a predicted model, not a curated record. Gene Ontology annotation, cellular component: protein-containing complex; plasma membrane. NCBI's taxonomy places the organism in Eukaryota, Metazoa, Echinodermata, Asteroidea, Valvatida, Acanthasteridae. Gene Ontology annotation, molecular function: calcium ion binding.
AUGGCAGUGAUGACAAGUGUUUGUGCUUCUUUCGUCCUGUAUUUCGUACUUUUUUCUCUCCCAGCAUCGAAUGCAUGCCGUGGUGGACGAGGAGGAGGCGGUCCUCCAGACAGAAAACCACCGGAAUUGGUACGCGGAACUUGCCCCGGGCAUCAGACAAGAUAUGCGUACCCUCUGUUAGCGAUUGCAGUUGUUAGAUGGCCUGAGCCAAAUGCAACAGACGACCGUAGCAAUCCCGUCAGUGUGAAGUUAGAAGAUGGCCUACCCAGUGGCAGCCGCUUCAGUGUCGCUAAGUCACCUUAUUACAUCAGAUACUCCGCCACGGAUGCAAAAAAUAACAAAGUCCCAAACUUGUGUUCCUUCACCGUCAGAGUGAAGAUAAAGAGAUGUGGGCCACACCCCCCAGUGACUUGGGGUUUGGUUUCCUGUUCUCAUCAGGACCAGCACGGCUCAUUAUGUAUCACUACCUGUGCCAGUGGUUACUUCAUUCAGAGAUCACGCAAACGAACCUGCAAAGCAAAUGCAAUGUGGUCUGGUCGUCCACCAUUAUGCGCACCCAUUCAGUGUCCCAACUUACCCGGUACAUCCUGCACUGACUCCAACAACUAUCGCAGCAGCUGUACUCACUCAUGCAGUCAACCAGGCUACGGCCCUGCCCCAGGUCAGAGUGCAACCAGGACCUGUAAAGCUGAUAAAACUUGGACUGGGACUGCCAUAACCUGUGUUGAUAAGCAGGCUCCAACACUGAACUGCCCUAGAGAUAUCAGGGUGUUUGCAGAUGCCUCUCAGACCUACAAGAGUGUCACUUGGGGCCUGCCGCAAGUCAGUGACAAUUCCAAGCUUCCCAUCUAUCCGGAACUGGUUCAUGGAAGUCUACCACCAGGAUCGAUGUUCAGCAGAGGUUCUCACUCCAUCACUUACCGGGCCACAGAUGAAGCAGGAAACACUGCAACAUGUUCAUUCACCGUCCUAGUCCAAGUGAGUCACUGCCCUGCUCUCCAAUUCCAAUCUGGUCAAAGGAUGUUGUGCUCAUCCCAGUUCAUCUAUGGCUCUGUCUGCCAGUUUGAGUGUCAGCCAGGCUUUGUGUUGACUGGCAGUGCUAGUGUUGAAUGCCAGCGACAAGGGAACAUAGGAGUCUGGAGUGCAGAGCAGCCAACCUGUGAAGCUAUAACAUGCCCUCCGCUGACCGCUCCAGAAAACGGUAGAAUUGUGGGAAAUACUCCAUGCUCUACAGCCUAUGGCUCUUGGUGUCAGUUUGAGUGUCAUGACGGCUAUCAGCUCGCAGGGAGUGGAGUCCGUCGCUGUCUGGCACUGGCUGGAGUAUCUGAGGGCUUCUGGGAUGGCUAUGAGGCUCGCUGUGAAGAACAAACCUGUCCACGAGUCUACAUUCCUCCCAAUGCCUACAUCAGCAACCAGAAUGAAUGUCCAGCCACUGGCCAGAUCCCAGCAGGGACCACCUGCUGUUUUGCUUGCCGACCAGGCCACGCUCUGACUGGGUCUACAGAGGUCUCUUGUGGGACGGAUGGAAACUGGAAUACAGCCUUCCCCUACUGUGAAGUUAUUACCUGUGACAGCAGUGAGUUGCCUGCACCGCAGAACGGAAUUAAAAAUGGCUGCCCCCAUGCUGAGGAAAUCUACGGCACAGUGUGCACCCAGAUUUGUGACCUAGGUUUCAUGCCGACCCAGCCCACUUACAUAACCUGCCGUGAUGACGGGAAUGGAGUGGGAACAUGGGAUGGAAACACCAUCACAUGUGAAGAGGUCAAAUGUGAUCCACUGGAUGCCCUUGGUACUCCAGGCUACAUGCCACUGUCAUGCACGCUGGACGGAGUGCCUGUGAGUGGCACAGACCAGAUGCAGAGUUACGGCACUAUCUGCGUGGCAUCAUGUGACCUGGGAUUCACCAGUAGCGGCUCGGGGAGUCGGUUUUGUCAGUUGAACGGCCAAUGGGACGGUGUUCCACUGCAGUGCACAGAUAUAACCCCACCCACUUUGAUGUGUCCAUCAGACAUCACACUGUUUGCCAUUCAGGGAACAAGCUUUGCAGAAGUCCGCUAUGAAUGGGAACCCAUUCCGGUUAUUGAUGCCAGUGGUGACGUCAUCGUGACAUUGACCAGCAUCAAUGGUCAGCCAGUACCAGCCAACAGGAGCUGUAUAUUCCAUGAAGGAAUACAUCGUCUGGUCUACUCAGCAGUGGAUGGUAGCGGCAAUGAGGCAGAAUGCGAUCUCACUGUGAAUGUCUUGGUCGCCCGUUGCCCACCAUUGUACAGUCCCCAGAACAGUGAGACCAGUCUGGUGUCUGGCCAAGGGACGUGUCACAACUCUGCCGUAUAUGGCUCUGUGUGCAGCAUAAGCUGUGAUGUAGGUUACACACUGUCAGAUGGUAGCCGAGAAGUCACAGUUGAAUGUGUCAAGAACACAGCGUCAUCAACAGUUGGUUACUGGCAGGGCUCAGUGGUAGAGUGCGUCCCCAACACGUGUCAGGUACCAGCCAUCCCCAACGGUUACAUUUCAGGCUGCAGUGACCAGGAGGUAGAGUACCAGUCAUCCUGCACGUUUAUGUGCAAUCCUGGUUACCGUGACAGCCGUACAUCCCUGAGUAGGACCAUUAGGACGUGUCUGGCUGAUGGGCAUUGGACAGGAGUGCAGCCGGUGUGUGAAGCUGUUGUGUGUCCCACCUUACCAAGCCUGGACCAUGGUACAGUCCAACCCAGUGAAUGCUCCACCCAGCAUGAGCUUCCAUACAACACCCAGUGUAUAUUCACCUGCAAUGAAGGCUUCUCUCUCAAUGGUCCCUACAGCAAGGUUUGCACUGCCCAGGGAGUGUGGAGUGAUGCACGCCCAGUCUCCUGCUCAGAUUACCAGUCACCUGCAUUCACCAAGCCCUGCCCCAUAUACAUCUCUAAAAUUGCACCCCCAAAAAUGAAACAGGCUGUUGUCUAUUUCGAUAAGCCAGAUGCCAUAGAUAACUCCGGUAACGUCACCGUGAGGAGGUGCAAGCGCUUGAUUCACUCAGUGGACAUUAUCACUUCUCAAGCAGGCACUAUCAAAUAUUGA